CAGCCUUGCGAGGCGUAUUUUCGAAUCACAUCGUUGGACUCAAAAUCGACUGUCGCAUCGAGCGGUAGACAAACAGAAAGAUGGAUCACCCAUGGCAGAGGAAACGACAUGAUAUUCCCCUGGACAUCGAAGACGGCUCGAAACUGCCCUCGGAGGGUGAAGACGACGCAGGACCCUUCCUGGAGAACGUCAAGGGGCUGAGUCGAGAUAUAGGUGCACACGAAGAGAGAUACAAAUGCGAAUUAUGUGAAGCAGCGUUCAGGCUAAGAACAGAUUUUAAUCGUCACCAGCAGGCUAAACAUCGCCUUAUAAAUAACAGUCACAUUUGCAUGAUUUGUGAAACAAAAUAUAGUUGCAAAGACGAUCUAUUAAGGCAUAUAGUAAAGAAGCACAAGGCUAGACCACAGCAGGACAGGAAAAUAACAGGCGAAGAGUCCCAAUCGAGCGAUAAGAACGUCAAGCCGAUACAUCCAGCCAUGACUCUCCUGGAGAACGUCAACAACCCCAACCUGGCCGAUGCCGAGAGGUCGGAUCACCCCAUAGACACUCCCCCGGCUCCAUUGACGCCAUCGCAAAGAUAUUUAUUGAGGCAUAGGCCUCCGAACCCAACUCGCUUCCCGUUUCGAGACCCGUUUCGAGAGGAUCCAUCAUCGUUGGGUCCUAUAAAUACUCCCCCGGAAAGCUCAUCGUCUUCAGAGUCCGACCCUGAUGACAGAUUAUCUCGCGCUCCAGAUACUGGGAGCGAAGGGGAUUCUGCAGACGAUGACGCGGACGAGAUAAGAACGGAGGAGCGAAAAGGAAGGGCACGACUUGAGCGUACAUCAGAGAAUGUCAAACAGAUCCGGAUUGUCGAGGAAGCGGGUUUUACCAUUGAGGAAGUCUAUUCCGAUUCUGACGAUGACCACCUCGAGGUUGUUCGACCGGAACAGGUCGAAGAUGCGGGCGACAGAGAGGAAAGCAAGGUUGAAACCCCCUGGGUCACUGCAGCCUUCAAUCUAAGAAACUUACAUCUGAGAGAAGAUUCGUCGGAUGAGGAGCAACAGAGAAUGUAUCAAAGGAAGAAGAAGCGUUGGAGCAAUGGUGUCUACAAAAGGACCCAUGAACACAGUGUCGAUUCUGACAUUGAUCUGUACGACGUUAAUCAAAUGAACAACCUCGACCCGUCGUCGCGAAGAUUGCGUCGAAGGGUAAGAGGGUCCGAAUCUUUCGAGCGAGCAUCACUGGCCUUUGAAGCUCAAAAGCUUUCGAUUCCAAAGAACAUUGUGGAGCUAUCCGCAGCAGUUGAAGAUGGCUCUAAGAAAAGGUCACUCAGUCUCCCUUCGAUAGCUUCGGAUGACGAGUUCACACUCGACGAGUUGCCGUUGUUGAAGUCCGACGGAAGGAACCCUGUGUUCAAUCCCAACGAUCACUUUCAGCUUGAGGAAAAUGCAUCCGCCGCGAGUAUGAGCAGAAUGCGGUACCAUUUUGCGAGAGUAAUAGAGAAAACUACUACCCGUAUCAAUGCUAUACUCGCCGUACAAGGAGAUGUGGAUGAGUGGAGCAAAUCUGAUUUACAAGAUAUCAUGUUGGAAAUCGGACUUGUCCACAAGUAUUCAAGGACGCAGUGGACUAGACCUGAAUACCAGACCAUUAACGAUCACAUCCAAAAACGGGGGCCGCAUGACUUCGAUGACACGAUCCACUGGAAAGAAGCUGACGUAGUUCAAUUUCUCCACGACCUCCAAGCCAUAUGCAAAGCAUCGGUCGAAAUCCAAAGAGACUUGGCAAACAGAGAACACCACAAAGAACAUCGCAGAGUCCUUCGUGAGAAUCCAUUGCUCUUAGUGUUAUAUAAACCUGUCCUUACGGGAAUUCGUGUCGGAAUAGAUAGUGGCAGACUUUCUCUGCCCGGAAUCUCGGGGAACAUGCCAGCUACAGAUAUUAUGUUAUCCGGGAAUGACGACGAGCCAACAAACUUAGAUGUUCCGACCAGGGACGAGCAAACCACUUCGGGGGGUCCUGGGCUCACAAUACGCGAUCCAUCCACUUACGGUGGCACUACAAUUGGCAUGGAAUCAACUCUGGGUGGAGAUACUCACGUUGCUAGUAUCAUGCACAAGAACGACAUAAUGAACCAUGAUAGCCAUGAUUCCAUCCCUUCAAUAGAGCGGUUCGACGACGACAUUCGCUCGCUCAUGUCAGACAAGGUUGAUGGUGAAUCCAUUGCAGAUAAGGCGGACUGCCGCCGGAAUCAAGAAAUUGAAAACGCAAUCGUGAGCGUUCUUGCCACAAAUUCGGAACUCGCACCAUUGUUCGAGGCCGCUUUGCAAAUAAUGUCCAAGGAGCGAUUCAGUAAUAACUUUGGCCGCUUGCUGAAGGCAUUCCGCGCGAAUCUGGCACAGGAAAAAGCGGUCGUGACUGUGGAACUGGCGGCUAUCCUCAGGUCAGGCACAGCAAGGAAGAGAAUAGCGAAGAAGGUCGUGGAAAGGCACUCCACUGAAGAGGUUGGAUUGAGUGAGGAAGAUCUUGCUCGCCUGAAACAGCCGGACGAGUGUAAUUUUUCGUACCUGGAGAACUGGCUCACCAAAGCGGACGUUGCCACUACCAACACAGACGUCGAUCCAAUUCAGCCUCGAAAUGCAUUCGAUGGUGGCGAAGCAGGAUUCAAUGCUGGUGAAAUCUCCGAUAAUAGCGAAACAGAAAUGCCGAAGCCAUACACAACUCAAUUCCCACGAGUGGACCUCGUCAUACAAGCUCUUAUCAACGGAGAACCUUUUCGAAAUAUGUUGUAUGGGCUGAAGGAAUUCCUUCUGCCUUACGGACUUCUUGACGAACUUUUACCCAUUCCCCAAGUGCACGUCUGGUAUGAAGAACAUGAGGCAUCCAAUGAUCGAUCAUGUUUUGAGACCACGUCCUGGCAGGACAAAGUUCCUUUGGUAUUCGGCAAGCAUGUAUACACCUAUCUACGAUCACUGCGCCACACAAACCGCACCAUUGGUAAUAUAAUGCAAGCAUUCGUUGAGGAUGCAUCGGCACUGAGGUGGAACUGGUGGCCAUUCUCACCAAGGAUACAUCCGCUCAAAUCAGGAUACACGCGAGUCUACUGGAAAUGUUUUUGCGGGACAACGCGCCAUCGUGAUUUGAGGAUUGAACAAAAGCGUAUCCUAGAAAAUCUUCUGAUGAUGUCUCCGGUGCGGCAACCUCGACUACCCCUGUGUGCCUCACUUGUACGCGCAAAUCAACGAAAACAAUCGAAGGACCUGUCUACAAAUGGUUCUAAAAAGGCAGUUGGCCAGUCCGCAAACACUAGUGGAGCACCACAGGGUGAUUUGCAGGGAGUAGGCAGUUCAGUUAGCAAGCAAGCCACUGGCACGAGAUCCCAACAGGCGCACAUCCCGGGAGAUUCACAGUCACAGAUCAGCGACAUGCUGUCUACGAGCCCGCCAACACAGCCUAGCAACAGCCUCAAGAAAACACUAUCUGUUUUCUUCGGUGUAGACGGGCCAAGGAAAACACCCGAAACCGACCGCAUCGAAGAUCACGAUCUCCAGUCGGAUCCUGUAUUCUUGAGAAGAUUGAACCGCAGACAUCGGGAGCUAAGGGGUUGGCUGCGGUGGUGCUUUUCAUUCUGGAGACUAAACCACUGGGAGUUUGUCAAGUUUGAGCGGGUUUUACUAAAGCCAGAUCGCGCAAUUGUACGGAGAGUCGAUCUACCCAGCUCAUCGGAUUACGAAUACAGUCCAAGACCACCAGAAGUGACACCAGAACACCCUGGUAUCUCUCAACAUGAAUUUGAGAUCAUAGUUCAGUUGUGCCUCGAGCCUUGUAUUCUCUCCUCGUGGCCAAGUCUGCACGAUUGUCUUUCUGUCAGCGAAAAUGCGACUGCAAUCUUGUCGAGACUGCCAAAAAGAAAGAAUAAAACUACAUUACCGUUACCGGACCCAGACGAUAGACACUUCUGGGGGAUUCAAGCCAGAUACUCCGUAUCUGCUCUCCGGGUUCUACUCAUCCAUGUCAUAAUAUUGGCAGCCACUUUUGGACUCUGGGGCUGGUGGCAGUCAAACCACCCAGAUGAUUUACAAGGUGCCGCGGUGCCACUUACCGUUGCGGCAGUUCUUCUUUCAAUGUUUUGGGGCAGUACGGGGAUGAUCAAGACCUUGCGGUAGAAUAUUACACGGCGCCGAACGCCCUCGUUAACGUUGUUUUUCUGGUUCUUCCUAUAGAAGCCUGGCUGAUAAUGUGGAAAAUGCCCACCUGCGAAUUCACUCGUACUGAUUUGGACUUCCAAUUACAUCAGGGAGAGUUCAAUUUUUAAAUUCAAAUUUACAGCGUAGGGGACAACUUCAUCGCAUCACAUGUGCCUAAUGUCAGACACUUGCAAAUUAUUAUCCAAUAAUAAUUCUAUUCAUCAUUAUUUUUUUCCAUACUAGAUUCUUCUAUAACUGAAAUGUCCUCAAUUAACCAGGUGUCCAAGUAUCUCCAUUG
Aaosphaeria arxii CBS 175.79 is the source of this 4464-nucleotide messenger RNA. RefSeq lists its product as uncharacterized. The record is from RefSeq and is a predicted model, not a curated record. Bases 81 to 4145 code for a protein of 1354 amino acids. The transcript has 4 exons. NCBI's taxonomy places the organism in Eukaryota, Fungi, Ascomycota, Dothideomycetes, Pleosporales.